AUGUGCUCCAUCACUCCCGCCAUAGAAGAGCCGCGGAUGCACGGAUGUCGGGAUGAAGUCAACCAGGAGAAAGGCACUCAACAUACUUCGAUCUUGCCGACCCUGGAAAAAAACCACCCCAGUCGAUAUGUCCUGGGAUUAUUUCGAGUAGACAGUGCUGGUGAAAGCGGCCGUACUGGAAUCCACCCAACUCAUUUCUUUCGCGUGGUAUUCAAAAGUGUCUGUACGGCUUCCAUGAUGGUCAAUGUCUUGUGGCCCUUCGUUCCAGCCGCUAUUGUUAUGCAUUUUGCUCGACCAGACCUUCACGUAUGGGUUUUUUCCCUGAAUUAUAUCGCCAUGGUUCCUUCCGCCAAUGUCCUCGGAUUUGCUGGUGGAGAGUUAGCCAAAAAGUUGCCCAAAACGCUCGGAGUUCUACUAGAGACUGGAUUAAGUUGCUCGGUUGAACUGGUACUGUUCAUGGUAUUGCUGCAUAACGACAAAUCGGGCGAGGGAAACCUUAUCCCAGUCAUUCAAGCUGCCAUUCUCGGCUCCAUCAUGGCAAACUUGCUGCUCUGUCUGGGUACCUGCUUCUUCGUCGGUGGUCUUAGACGGAACGAGCAAGUCUUCCACGAGGCUGUCAGUGAGGUUGGAACCGGUUUGUUACUGGUCGCUGGAUUUGGAUUAUUGAUUCCUAGCGCCUUCUACUCGGCAUUGAAAUCAGCCACCAAUACAGAAUUCACCCUCGCUACGCUGGAAGACUAUACUAUGCAGAUUAGUCGCGCCACAGCUGUUGUACUCCUCAUCGCAUUCUUUAUAUUUUUGAUUUUCAACUUGCACAGCCAUAACUCAAUCUUCGACGACAUCCUGGAACUGGACGAGGCGCAAGAUGUGGACCGACACAAGGAGUUGCAACGAGCGAAGCUCACCUUCGCAGAAUGCAUGGUGGCCAUCGCAAUCGCCCUGACCUGUGUCAGCAUGUCAGCAGUAUUCCUGGUUCAAGAAAUUGAACACAUCGUGGCCCUAGGAGUUUCGGAUAACUUCCUGGGUCUGAUACUCGUUCCGCUGGUCGAAAAAGCCGCCGAACAUUUGACAGCCGUAGAUGAGGCUUGGGACAAUCAAAUCAACUUUGCGCUCUUUCACUGCAUGGCUCCUUCUAUCCAGACAGCCCUUUUCAAUGCGCCAUUGGCAGUCCUUGUCGGAUGGGGAUUGGGCAAAGAUAUGAGUCUCAACUUUGAAAUUUUCAUGGUUGUUCUCCUGGUGCUGUCGAUUCUGGUGGUUGGUAAUUUCCUGAGAGAUGGGAAGUCAAAUUACCUGGAAGGGGCCUUGUGUGUGCUGAUCUAUGUGAUUAUUGCGGUCACCACAUGGUAUUAUCCCAAAGUUGAUGUGGCAUCGACCAAUCAAUCCUAA
Molecule: messenger RNA, 1386 nt
Organism: Penicillium malachiteum
Lineage: Eukaryota; Fungi; Ascomycota; Eurotiomycetes; Eurotiales; Aspergillaceae
Product: hydrogen/calcium exchanger domain-containing protein
Exons: 2
Coding region: 1-1386 (461 amino acids)
Biological process (GO): calcium ion transmembrane transport; intracellular calcium ion homeostasis
Cellular component (GO): fungal-type vacuole membrane
Molecular function (GO): calcium:proton antiporter activity
Source: RefSeq, a predicted model, not a curated record